AUAGUUUUCCUUUUUUCGAACUGAGCUGUCCCUUUUUCUCUCCAACCCUCGUUCGUUUCAGUCUCCCCUCUCGCUGUCGACGAAUCGUUUAGAUGUUCUACCUUAGCUUAAUUGAGCACACACUGCGUUUGCCGCCUCAUCUUCUGGACCUUCCUCUCAAUGAAGCCAUCAAAGGAGAGCUUGAAAGUCUCUUCUUAGAUAAGGUUAUUGCGAAUUUGGGGCUGUGUAUAUCAGUUUAUGAUAUCAGAUCCAUUGAUGGUGGUUUCGUCUUUCCUGGGGAUGGUGCUUCAACCUAUACGGUGGAGUUCAGACUGGUUAUGUUCCGUCCAUUUGUCGGGGAGAUUAUCACUGCAAAACUUAAAGAAUCCGAUGCCAAUGGCUUACGAUUAUCUCUUGGAUUCUUUGAUGACAUCUACAUUCCCGUCCAUCUUAUGCCAAAUCCAUGCCAUUGUGAGCCCAACCCAGAAAAGAAGAGUCAAGUCAUAUGGAUAUGGGAUUAUCAAGAACAAAAAUUUCCUAUAGAUGGGAUAGAUGAGAUAAGGUUUCAAGUUCAGAGUGUGAGUUAUCCUCCAAUUCCAGUUGAGCAACCAAAAGAAUCAAAGCCAUUUGCCCCUAUGGUGAUUAUGGGAUCACUUGAUUAUGAUGGUUUAGGUCCUGUUUCAUGGUGGUGAUCUGUUAAAACUUAAAAAGGAAGCAGCAGCAGGAACAGUAUAUGAAAUCAUAUCUCUAGCUUGAUUUAAUUUUCAGAUCAUAGGAGAUAAAAUAGAAACAGUUUCUCAUUUUGGUUGAAAGAAAAAAUGCUAUUGAUCUAGCUCUUUUUUAUGUCAAUUCGGUAGGUAAACAGCCUUGGAACUUGGGACACAUUCAUAAUUAUCUCACUUUUGGUGGAUUUUUUGUCCCUUAAUAGGGCCA
Molecule: messenger RNA, 912 nt
Organism: Vitis riparia (riverbank grape)
Lineage: Eukaryota; Viridiplantae; Streptophyta; Magnoliopsida; Vitales; Vitaceae
Product: DNA-directed RNA polymerase III subunit RPC8-like
Exons: 8
Coding region: 93-671 (192 amino acids)
Biological process (GO): DNA-templated transcription; transcription initiation at RNA polymerase III promoter
Cellular component (GO): RNA polymerase III complex
Source: RefSeq, a predicted model, not a curated record